AUGGGCAUCGACGUCAAAAAGAAAGUGCUGAAGCGAAAGCUGAAACAAAUGAAAGACGGACACGAGAAGAAGAAGGCGAAGAAAAGAGAAGAGCAGAAGGUAGAAGAACCGAUGGAGGAGGAAGUGGACGACGAGGAUGUGGCAGAGCAGGAAGUUCAAGAAAAAGAGGAGAGCGACACGAAGGUGUCCGAGUUUCUGACGAAGACCACGUUCGCCUCGCUUGAGGGAAAAGUGAACGCCAAUCUCUUGAAGGCUGUUCACAAUUUGGGAUUCACUACUAUGACCGAAAUCCAAGCGAAAAGCAUUGACCCACUGCUCGAGGUACGAAAAUACACUUUUCCAUUGAGUACGCCGAUUUGUUUCAGGGAAAAGACGUGUUGGCAUCUGCGAAGACCGGAUCUGGAAAAACGCUAGCGUUUCUGUUGCCAGCCAUCGAACUGCUGCAUAAGUUGAACUGGAAACAACACAACGGCACUGGAAUCAUAAUCGUUUCGCCAACGAGAGAACUUUCUAUGCAAACGUACGGAGUUCUUUCCGAACUUCUUGAUGGCUCCAACUUGACCUACGGACUCGUGAUGGGAGGAUCAAAUCGCAGUGCUGAGAAAGACAAACUCGCCAAAGGAGUUUCUAUUCUCGUCGCCACUCCGGGACGUCUUCUAGACCACCUCCAGAAUACUGACAACUUCCUCGUGCGCAAUCUCAAGUGCCUCAUCAUCGACGAAGCCGAUCGUAUUCUGGAUAUUGGAUUCGAAAUCGAAAUGCAACAAGUGCUCCGCCAUCUGCCGAAACAGCGUCAGUCGAUGCUCUUCUCGGCGACCCACUCUCCCAAAGUCGAUGAGCUCGUCACAUUGGCUCUGCACUCGAAUCCAGUCAGAGUUUCUGUCAAUGAUACUGCCGAAGAAGCGACCGUGCAAGGACUUCAACAAGGAUACAUUGUAGCGCCGUCGGACAAACGGCUGCUCCUUUUGUUCACUUUCCUCAAAAAGAAUAAGACCAAGAAGGUGAUGGUGUUCUUCUCUUCGUGCAAUGCUGUCAAGUUCCACCACGAACUUCUCAACUACAUUGAUAUUCCGUGCAUGUCAAUUCACGUAGGCCAUUAAGUGGUGAGACGCUGACCAUAAUCAAUUAUUUACAGGGAAAACAGAAGCAACAGAAAAGAACGACUACAUUUUUCCAGUUUUGCCAGGCCGAGAGCGGUAUCCUGCUGUGCACUGACGUGGCGGCGAGAGGACUCGAUAUUCCCGCCGUUGACUGGAUUGUCCAGUACGAUCCUCCAGAUGAACCACGAGAAUACAUCCAUCGUGUUGGACGUACCGCUCGCGGAAAGGACGGACGUGGAAGAGCUCUGCUCGUUUUGAGACCAGAAGAACUUGGAUUUUUGAGAUACUUGAAGGCUGCUAAAGUGACGCUCAAUGAGUUUGAAUUCUCGUGGAGCAAAGUUGCCAACAUUCAGUCGCAGCUCGAGAAUUUGAUCAGCAAGAACUAUUAUCUGAACAAGUCAGCGAAAGAGGCGUACAAAUGCUAUUUGAGGGCAUAUGAUUCUCAUUCUCUGAAGGUAUGAGGUCUAAUGAUCACAGCGUUUCAACACAUUUUUUGUUGCAGGACAUCUUCGACGUGACCAACAUGGACUUGACUGCGGUCUCCAAGUCAUUCGGCUUCUCGGUACCUCCGUUCGUUGAUCUUCCGAUCAGCAAUAAGCCAAAGGUAGAUAAUCCCGAAGGCAAAAGCUAGAAAAGUUGUGUUUUUUCAGGUCGAAGUGCGGUCGAAACUGUCUGGCGCUGGAUAUCGCAAGAAGAAGCAGUCGUUCACGUUCAAGACAAAGAAAUAA
Molecule: messenger RNA, 1828 nt
Organism: Caenorhabditis sp. 36 PRJEB53466
Lineage: Eukaryota; Metazoa; Nematoda; Chromadorea; Rhabditida; Rhabditidae
Source: the annotation of a GenBank genome assembly